CAGGUUCAUAUACAUUAAUUGAAAGUGAUGACCAUGUUAACUAAUAUGAGGCAGGCGUUACCUGUGAAAGGGGACGAAGUAUUUAGUUUGUGAAGUUAUGACAGACGGUAGGAAACCAGAGUUUACACAGAUGGAUUUCCUUCAUUGUUUGAAAGAUGCAGUAUCAAAAUAUCACGGAGACUAUGGCACAGGGUCUAUUAUGACUUCACUAUUUGUAAAGUAUUUUAAUCAGGAAACUGGGAUCAUUAUUGUACGAGUUAAACGUGGAUGUCAUCUGAUGAUCCAGUCAACUUUGACCUUUAUAACAAAGGUCAAAGAUUGUGAGGUCUUGUUACAUACUAUUCACAUAGGAGGUACAUUAAAGUCAUGUCAGAAAUUUCUGAUCAGAUAUCAUCAAAAACAACUAGCUACAUCACUGAAACAAUGUAAAACUAAAGAAGAGAAAACCGUGGUAGGAAAAGCCGUCAGAAGAAGUGAUGCCAUUGUAAAAGCCAGUAAUCUGAAAAAACUAGAGCUGAAUAUUUUGUCAGAUGUCACAUGACAUGAAUUGGAAAGCCUAAGAUAUUAGAAAAGUAUGGAGAUGUUAACCAUUAAAUAAUAAACUGUCCAAUUAAAAUAUGAUGCUUGAACCAGAAAAUAACAUUGACUUUUUGGUGAACUGUACUCAACUCAGAAGUUACUGUUCAAUAUGCAUAUGAAGACAAGUUAAAAAGAUUGAAUCAUGUAAAGUUAAGAGUAGCAAUACUAUAAAUGAAUCAAUAAUCUG
Mytilus californianus (California mussel) is the source of this 766-nucleotide messenger RNA. Its product is annotated as ribonuclease P/MRP protein subunit POP5-like. The record is from RefSeq and is a predicted model, not a curated record. Gene Ontology annotation, biological process: tRNA 5'-leader removal. The coding region runs from base 98 to 541 and encodes 147 amino acids. The transcript has 5 exons. Gene Ontology annotation, cellular component: ribonuclease P complex. Lineage: Eukaryota; Metazoa; Mollusca; Bivalvia; Mytilida; Mytilidae. Gene Ontology annotation, molecular function: ribonuclease P RNA binding.